AUGCAAAAUUAUUCUUCAUAUUAUAAAAAUGAAAAUUCAUAUAAUGACAGUAAUUUAUCAGUAGAUGUUAAACUUCGACGAACAAAUAAUGAUUCUUUAACGAAUCCAAUAUUACAUCGAGCUUUAUCAACUGUAUCAGCUAAUCAAACACUUGUAAAUAAUCAACGAAAUGUUUUAGCUAAUAAUUAUCGUCGUACAUCAAUUAAUGAUGAAAUAGUUACAAUUGAUCAUAAUGAUGCUGAAUCGUCAUUUAUAUUACCAAAUUUAUAUGAAUUACCCGAAGAUAUUCGUAUUCGUGUUAUGGAUAGUCUAGUUGAUACACCAACAAUGAUAUCAUUGGAGGAAACAAAACGUCUCAAUUGGUGGGUUAAUAAAAAACUUCCAUGUCCAAAAUUAUAUCCGUUAGUAACAACUGGAGAUGGAAAUUGUUUAUUACAUGCGACAUCACUAGCAAUGUGGGGUUUCCAUGAUCAUUCAUUAUCAAUGCGUAAAGCAUUAAAUGAAACAUUAAUAACUUCAAAACCAAAUUGUUCUCUCUAUCGACGUUGGCGUUGGGCACAAUCUGUACAAAAUAAAAAAUAUGGUCUUGUUUUUUCUGAACAAGAAUGGAAUGAAGAAUGGAAAAGUCUAUUACGAUUAUCAUCUGCUGAACCACGUACCGUACAAACAAAAGUAUUAGACUCAAAUCCACCUAUUGAUGAUAAUUAUUUAAAAUCUACUCCAAUCAAUUCAAAUGAUUCAACAAAAUCUUUAUCACAAUCAUCAAGACAAUACUAUGAAAGUUUAGAAGAAUUUCAUGUUUAUGUUCUUGCAAAUAAUAUACGUCGACCAAUUAUUAUUUAUUCAGAUACAAUCUUACGUACAAAUGAUGGUGAAGCUAUUUCACCCAUUGAAUUUGGUGGUAUUUAUUUACCAUUAGAAAUUCCACCAGAUAAAUGUCAUAAACAACCGGUAUUUUUGGCAUUUGAUGCUGCACAUUUUUCAGCUCUUGUAGCGAUGGAACAAACUAUAAAAUCAAUAACAAAAACUACGUAUCGUAUACCUCUAAUCGAUAUAGAGACUCUUGAUCUUUUACCUAUCCAUUUUCUAAUUGAUCCUGGUUUAAAUUUUCAAUGGCCAAUUGAUAAAGAAUUAUCCGAUGAUAAAAUUCAUUUAUAUCCAAAUUAUGAAGAAAGUCGAAUGAAUAUACUGGAAAAAUAUUUAAAUCUAUCAAAAGAAUAUUCACUUUUAAAUAAUUUAAAUCCACAAGUAUCAACAACGAUAGAUGAUGAACAAAUAUCAAAAGGAGAUCAUAUUGAUUCUUCACAUGAACUGAAUUCAACGACACCAACAACAACAACAACAACAACAUCAACACGAAAUAAAAAAUUAUCUCGUUCAUCAUUUAAUUCAUUUUCAAAAAUAAUUCGUCGAACAUUUAUUCAUCCAUUUUCAUUAACAAAACGAACAUCAUUAAAAAAUCCACCUAAUCAUAUAUUAGAUUCGUCGAUUAUAAAUGAAAAUUUACCUGAACGACGAAAAUCAUCACCAUUAUUAAAUCGUCAUACAAAUAUUUUAACAAUAAUCGUUACAAAUUUUCAACCAAAACAACCAAAUACAUCCGAUAAUAUGAUUAAAAAUUAUAUUGAUGCAUGUAUGAAUGAAUAUAAUCUAGAAAAAGAUCAAAAACAAAAUAAUGAAAAUGAUAAUUUACAAAAUAUUGAACUAUCAACUAGUUCAAAUGGAAAUAGUAUAUCAUCGAAAUCUAUCAAUCACUAUUCGGGUAUUUCAAUGUCUCUUUUGUUUUUUUUUCUAAACACAUA
Molecule: messenger RNA, 1802 nt
Organism: Adineta steineri
Lineage: Eukaryota; Metazoa; Rotifera; Eurotatoria; Adinetida; Adinetidae
Source: the annotation of a GenBank genome assembly